Recurvomyces mirabilis is the source of this 3333-nucleotide messenger RNA. RefSeq lists its product as uncharacterized. The record is from RefSeq and is a predicted model, not a curated record. Gene Ontology annotation, biological process: RNA 3'-end processing. Gene Ontology annotation, molecular function: nucleotidyltransferase activity. The transcript has 2 exons. Lineage: Eukaryota; Fungi; Ascomycota; Dothideomycetes; Mycosphaerellales; Teratosphaeriaceae. The coding region runs from base 1 to 3333 and encodes 1110 amino acids.
AUGGCCGGCCAAGCGUCAGCUGAUCGUCUCAACAUAAACAACGGCAACAACCCCAAGAUUACCGCCACGGGUGUCGCUCGCCCAGCGAUGCAGUCCACUCACUCCAGCAGCGUGCCAUCUACACCUUCGCAACAACCAAGGAGAUUCCACUCCCGCUCGCCGUCGCCCCAUCGUGGACUUGGCAAUCAGUCUCCGAGGUCAGUCGUGUCUGAGGCAGUCGGGCAGAAUGGCAUACCGCGAUCGCAGCCCAACUUCUGCAAAUAUGAGUCUGGUGCGGAGUUUAGGAAGAGGCGGAUACCGUACACAGAAGGUGGUGAGAAUGAGCUGGGUCCGCCGAAGAAGGAGCCCAAGAAGGCGCUGGAGCCGCAUGAGGAUGAUAAGUUGAGUGGCGACAUGCGAGAGUUGUAUGAUCGGUUAUUGCCGUCGGAUGAGAGUGAGCAAAGGCGGGCGCAAUUGAUUAAGAAGCUGGAGAAGAUGAUGAGUGACGAGUGGCCGGGUCAUGAUAUCAGGGUCAAUGUGUUUGGAUCUUCUGGCAACCUGCUGAAUUCGAGUGAUUCGGAUGCAGACAUAUGCAUUACGACACCAUUAAAGAAGCUGGAGAGCAUGCAUGGGUUGGCGGCGCUGUUGGACAGACAUGGUAUGCAGAAGGUGGUUUGCAGAGCCUCGGCGAAGGUGCCUAUCGUGAAGUGUUGGGACCCAGAGCUACGGCUGGCUUGUGAUCUAAACGUCAACAACCCCUUGGCGCUGGAGAACACGCGUAUGAUCAAGACAUAUGUACAGCUCGACGAUAGAAUACGACCAUUGGCGAAGAUCAUCAAGUACUGGACUAAGAGACGGAUACUGAAUGACGCUGCAUAUGGUGGUACUAUCAGUUCGUACACCUGGAUAUGCAUGAUCAUCAGCUUCCUGCAACGACGAGAACCGCAGAUCAUACCAUCACUGCAGAACACGGAUGGCAAGCGGCUAAAAACAGAUCGCAAUGAGCCAACACGAUUUGCGGACGACAUUGAUGCCUUGAAGGGCUGUGGCAACAAGAACAGAGAGUCGCUGGCCCAGCUGCUCUUCCAAUUCUUUCGGCAUUACGGCUAUGAAUUUGAUUACUCAAGGUAUGUUGUAUCCGUUCGUGAAGGCAGACUUGUAUCGCGGGAGGAGAAGGGCUGGCAAACGAGCAAUUAUCAUGAGAAGGAGGCGCAACGGCGGUUGUGCGUGGAGGAACCGUUUACGAAGUCACGAAACUUGGGCAACUCGGCAGAUGAUUAUUCAUGGUCUGGUGUGCAUCAGGAGAUACGAAGGGCAUUCGAGCUACUGGCCGACGGACAACAGCUGGAGAAGUGCUGUGAGGAGUAUGAGUUUCCGCCGGAAGAGAAACCGAUAUUUCAGCGACCUGCGCAGAAGCCGCCACCAACUUUACGACGCAGUGCCUCGCAGUCUGGACGAUCGAAUCAUGAACAGGGCUCGAGCCGACCACGGAAGAGUAACAACAGGAAUCAGUCUACACAGAGAGCUGGCAACCGACGAGCGUCUAGUGGUGCUACGUUUGGAAACCCAAGGAUGCCAUUGCAGAGUCCGUCAAUUGGUUUGACAUCUGCGGACUACUUCGGCGCCAGGAGCAGCGUCCACGAAUACUUAUCGCAUCAGUAUCAGCUUCUGCAGGCGCAUAGGGAGGCGCUCACGGCACAGUUGCAGCAGCAUCAACAAGCGACCCAGCAAGGUCAGCCUCAGAGCCAUCGUGUGGGAGAUCUUAAUGGAUCGCCACUACACCGGGGUGGCGCCUUUCAAAACGGCUUGCCAAGUCCUCGAUUCCUCGACAAUCCACCACAAACAGCGCCUCUAUUGCCCGGAUACUUGUACCAUUAUCCGGCACGAUACCCACCACCAUCGCCAAUGUCACAAGCUCGCUCAAGAGAAGGCACCAGCACGAACCCGUCCUCGCCAUCAUUAGUAGCUGCUACACCUGUACAGCUUAGGCGGCAAGUCCAUCGUGCAUCAGUCACAGAUGGCUCGUCCAGUUCUGCGCGAUCACAAUCACAGCCUGGACGCUCUCUGCCUCAUCCUCUCGCUUUGCAACAGCAAGCGCAUCCAGGCUACGAUGUUUCUGGUGUCAUCCCAGCAUCGUACCAGAAUAUGCGAAAUAAUCCUGCCUACGCUGCAGGUCAAGCAGCAUUGCAGACGCAAUACGGACAGAUUCCUGGUGUACAUUUUGCGCCCGGCUCGGUUGACAGCGCAAUGCCGAAGGAAUACAUGGGCUACGGCGUGGGGUCGCCACAAUUUGGAGGCCAGUAUGCUGUUGCUGGUCAACAGAUACAUGUACCUCCAAUGACUUUGCACGACCCUCCACCUUCACGACAGAGAAGAGUCACGCCUGACCUACAGCCACCAAUGCCGAAUGGACGGCAUAUAUCGCGAUCGCCCUCGCCUCUGGGUCAUCUGAGAAGCUACUCUACAGCUGCGGAUUUGAGGACGCGAGCACAGGCACAAGCCGAGAUGCUAGGCAGUCCGUCCGCUGGAUAUGAAGCUACUUCGCCCUUUUCGACCAUGCUUGCAGCACCUGUGGAUAUUGGUGGACCAUUGAUUGUCAAUGGCUCGACGCCUGCUGCCACACCGAAGUUGGUCGAGCGCAUCAAUGGUGUGCCUAUUCUUGCGCCGCUGCAGGUCGACUCGGCGAACGUCAUGCUCGAGCAAGAUCCUGCGAGACCACCCACACUGCCUCUCAGGACUUCAAAUCCGGAAAUGCCGGAGAACAAACAGCCUUCACCACCUCAGGUAGCAUCUUCACCAAUGCGCCUGAAAAAUGGUCCACGGCUAGCACUUUCACCCAACGGACUCACGCAGUCUACCAACGGUCUCGGUCUCUCCGACUUCCACGAUCCUGCUCUUACAGCACCACUCCUUUCACCUGUGGCUGAGCUUCGUACGCCUUCGCCGACACAGGCACAUGUCUUCGAUAAGCAGGAAUCUCCACAAGCCAACGGACUUGUAAAAGUGGUGCAGAUCGCCAAUGCCAGGAACAGUUUCGAUCGGAAAGAGAACGACCGACCAGCGAAAGCGGCCAGCGCAACUACGAGCCCAAGGCAUGAACGACAGGGUAGCGCACCGAAUGCUGGUGCUAAGCAGAUCACCACUAAUUUGAAUUCAAACACGGUCAAGGGUGGCAGUGUACCCCUUACUCCUGUUUCCGCUGGUGAUAAUCAGCAGAGCCUUGGGCGGCAGGAAAAUCCAUGGAUGCAGGUGCAGAGUGGUAAGAAAGGGCACAAGAAGAGCAAGAGCUCGGUUGUGCAGGGUCGGCAUGCGCAGGCUGUUGCUGUUGGGGAGGGCGAGAAGAAAGGUGGCUAG